This is a messenger RNA of Lutra lutra (Eurasian river otter), 1735 nucleotides long. RefSeq names its product R3H domain containing 4 (gene R3HDM4). Gene Ontology annotation, molecular function: nucleic acid binding. The transcript is spliced from 8 exons. Bases 58 to 876 code for a protein of 272 amino acids. Lineage: Eukaryota; Metazoa; Chordata; Mammalia; Carnivora; Mustelidae. The record is from RefSeq and is a predicted model, not a curated record.
CUUCCUGCUCUGGCCGAGAAGGCCCUGCCGGGCGGCGGCGACCACAGCGACCGAGCCAUGGUCGCACUGGAGAACCCGGAGGGCGGCUCGGAGGAGGCGGCGGCGGCGGUGGGAAGCGCCCCGGGCGGGCGGCGGACGCUGCCCCUUCCGCGCUGCCUGCCCACGCUAGCUGGCCCCCAGGCAAAGAGGCUGUCGGCCUCCAAGCGAAAACAGCAUUUCAUCAACCAGGCUGUGCGGAACUCAGACCUUGUGCCCAAGGCCAAGGGGCGGAAGAGCCUCCAGCGACUGGAGAACACCCAGUACCUCCUAACCCUGCUGGAGACAGAUGGGGGCACAGCCGGUCUGGACGACGGGGACCUGGCACCCCCAGCAGCACCCGGGAUCUUCGCAGAGGCCUGCAGCAAUGAGACCUACGUGGAGGUCUGGAAUGACUUCAUGAACCGCUCUGGGGAGGAGCAGGAAAGGGUUCUCCGCUACCUGGAGGAUGAGGGCAAGAGCAAGACGCGGAGGAGGGGGCCAGGCCGUGGGGAGGACCGCAGGAGAGAGGACCCGGCCUACACACCCCGUGAUUGCUUCCAGCGCAUCAGCCGGCGUCUGAGAGCCGUCCUCAAGCGGAGCCGCAUUCCCAUGGGAACGCUGGAGACCUGGGAGGAGCGGCUGCUGAGGUUUUUCUCAGUGUCUCCCCAGGCCGUGUACACGGCCAUGCUGGACAGCAGUUUCGAGAGGCUCCUGCUUCAUGCUGUCUGCCAGUACAUGGACCUCAUCUCAGCCAGUGCGGACCUGGAAGGCAAGAGGCAGAUGAAAGUCAGCAAUCGGCACCUGGACUUCCUGCCCCCGGGGCUGCUCCUGUCUGCGUACCUGGAGCAGCGGAGCUGAUGGCAGCCCCGCCCCUCCCCGCCACCCCGAGCCGAGUACUGAGUAUUUACGGACGGACGUGCUCUCUCUCCGGCCCCUUCCCUGUCCACCUGUCCCCUUAAGCGCUGGGGGCUGGGGCCGCGCCAGACUGGCCUGGCCUUGCCCCUCCUGCUCUGUAUUGCAGCCAGGAGACCCGGCCUGGUCACCUCCGUGUUCCUUUCUUCUGCUUUUCCAGCCCCGUUUGAAGCCUAAGCGGGGAGUGAGAGGCUGGGUUUUUAUCACUUUUAAUGAAUUUGGCAUGAUUUGUUGUACAUUUUUAAAUUUCCCUUUUGGGAAGAAAAACCAAACACUUGCCCCAACUGAUAAAUGGGGGGCUUUGUUCUAGUCUCUGCUUUAACCCCCCACCCAGUUUUUUGCUUGGUUGGUGGUGGGGGGGGGGUCCCUCGGGCUCUGCCCCUUUUUCCAGGAGUGUUCUGUCGUGUGUGCGUGCGUGUGUGCGCCUGUGUGUGCGUGUGCCCUGCAACCCUGGACAGAAGCUACAUCUUAGAGGCUGAUCUUACCACCGUUUGGAAUGUGUAUUCUCCCCUGGUGGCUUUUGGUGGCUCUUGGGGCCCUCUCUGGUCUACACACCUCCUCCCUUCAUACUGGGGGAUUGGGACUUCCAGCCAGAAGCCUCUGCCCUCGGACUGCCCCAUUCUCCUUGCUGUGUCUCCUUGCUCCCUCCCCCAUCCGGCUCUGGCCUGUUGCCUUGGGGUGUCCUUACACUGGUCACCCUGGCAUGUCCCACAGGAGCAGAGCUGGGGGACACCCCUCCUGUGUGUGUGGCUAGUUGUGCUUUGGGAAAAGUGGAGAAUUCAAUAAAUUUCUGGUGCUCUGGUCA